ACUAAACACUUUCUCGCCCUCUCUCGAAGCUUCCCCGGUUCCCAGAACGCAACCGAACCUUAAUUCGAUCCCGACACGAGGGUUUGGCCGGUCGGCCGCUAGGGCAUCGAAGCUCCUACUACCUAGCUAGGGUUCGAGGGGUGGCGGGGCGGCGGCGGAGAUGUCGACGCCGUCGAGGAAGCGGCUGAUGCGGGACUUCAAGCGGCUGCAGCACGACCCGCCCGCGGGGAUCAGCGGCGCGCCGCACGACAACAACAUCAUGCUCUGGAACGCCGUCAUAUUCGGGCCGGACGACACGCCGUGGGACGGAGGCACGUUCAAGCUUACCUUGCAAUUUACAGAAGAUUACCCCAACAAGCCACCAACUGUUCGGUUUGUCUCUAGGAUGUUUCAUCCAAAUAUCUAUGCAGAUGGGAGCAUCUGCCUGGAUAUUCUACAGAACCAGUGGAGUCCUAUAUACGACGUUGCUGCCAUAUUGACUUCUGUUCAGUCCCUGCUGUGUGAUCCAAACCCCAACUCUCCAGCAAACUCGGAAGCGGCCAGACUGUUCAGCGAGAACAAGCGAGAGUACAAUCGGAAAGUCCGUGAGAUUGUGGAGCAGAGUUGGACUGCUGACUAAGUCAGGCAGUGCCAAAAAAUCUGCAAUAAGCACAACUUGAAACCUGUGUUUUCUGGCCCUCUAUAGUCAUCGCAGUUGAAACAUUAAACACCUCCAGUAAUUGCUUGUAGACAAAAAUUCUCCGGUGAUUGUUUGUAGACUGUCAUGAUUCGGUGUUCUGGCUUGCUACGCUGUUUCCUUAUGUACUGCUGUUGAGUACAUGUGGACUGCCUCAUGAAUUGUUAUGGUAACCUGCAUAUUCUGUGUAAAAAGCUAUAGCCUGGAAAUGGUUGAUGGACCGCACAAGAUCCUCGCUCAUGUCGUGUAACUUGAUAGCAUAAUCUACUGAGUUUGUCUGCC
This is a messenger RNA of Brachypodium distachyon (stiff brome), 958 nucleotides long. RefSeq names its product ubiquitin-conjugating enzyme E2 2. Gene Ontology annotation, biological process: DNA repair; protein polyubiquitination; proteasome-mediated ubiquitin-dependent protein catabolic process. Lineage: Eukaryota; Viridiplantae; Streptophyta; Magnoliopsida; Poales; Poaceae. Gene Ontology annotation, molecular function: ubiquitin conjugating enzyme activity. The transcript is spliced from 5 exons. The coding region runs from base 161 to 619 and encodes 152 amino acids. The record is from RefSeq and is a predicted model, not a curated record.